UAUGAGUCUGUGGGGAUGUUCCAGCUCUGGAGCAACGAGGUACCACCAGGCUCCCACAGCAUGGCUUUUGGGUUGCCCAAGAUGCCCUACCAGAUGGCCUCGAGCGCCAACGGCGGCAUUGCCCAUGAACUGCCUCUGACGCCACCAGCUGAGCCCCCCUACUCGUUUGAGCUGUCACCCGUCAAGAUGUUGGCGCCCGCUGGGCCCUCCGCAUACACCUUCCAGGAGGCCCAGGAGUUUACCACUUUUUUACCAGGCCCCCGGCCUCUAGGCCCAGCAGUCCCUGGCAUUGCGUCGGCUGAUGACGCCUCUUGGUGGAGCAUGCAGCAACCAGGCAACUUCUCGCUAGGCCGGCCACUAGUCCUCAGCCCCCAGCCCCCUCUUGCCGCCCUACUGCAGGGAUCUCCCAAGGGGCUGUUGGGGACAGCCCGCCGCUGCCGUCGCUGCAAAUGCCCCAAUUGCCAGGCGGCCAACGGGGCUAACGAGGGGCCGGGAAGGAAGAAGCAACACGUGUGCCACCUGCCGGGCUGCGGCAAGGUCUACGGCAAGACAUCCCACCUGAAGGCCCACCUGCGUUGGCAUGCAGGAGAGCGCCCCUUCGUCUGCUCCUGGCUCUACUGUGGGAAAAGCUUCACCCGUUCCGACGAGCUUCAGAGACACCUUCGGACGCACACGGGGGAGAAGCGCUUCGGGUGCCAGCUGUGCCCCAAGAGGUUUAUGCGGAGCGACCACUUGGCCAAGCAUGUCAAGACCCAUCAGGGGAAGCGGGUGCGGGGCCUGGCAGUGAUGGGCAUCAAACAGGAGUGA
Messenger RNA from Euleptes europaea (tarantolino), 807 nucleotides. RefSeq names its product transcription factor Sp5-like. Gene Ontology annotation, molecular function: RNA polymerase II cis-regulatory region sequence-specific DNA binding; DNA-binding transcription factor activity, RNA polymerase II-specific. NCBI's taxonomy places the organism in Eukaryota, Metazoa, Chordata, Lepidosauria, Squamata, Sphaerodactylidae. The coding region runs from base 16 to 807 and encodes 263 amino acids. The transcript has a single exon. Gene Ontology annotation, biological process: regulation of transcription by RNA polymerase II. The record is from RefSeq and is a predicted model, not a curated record.